CGCAGCCAUUAUCCUUGGGCGGAGAAAAAAUGGUCAGUAUUCUGCGGCGUCGGCGGCGCACGCGCAGCGUAUAUAAACUGACGGCUGCUUCAUCUGGCAUCAGUCACUUGACCAGUGCUUGACUAACAACACCAACAUGAAGUUCCUGGUUAUCGUCGCCCUUUCCCUCGCAGCGGUGUGCGCUGAAGAGGCCAAGAAAACCGAAAAGAGAGGGCUCAGCGGCUUAGGCUACGGAGGCCUCGGCGGAUACGGAGGCUACGGCGGAUACGGUGGAUACGGCGGAUACGGUGGAUACGGCGGAUACGGCGGAUAUGGAGGAUACGGUGGCUAUGCUCCUGCCGUUAGCAAAGUAGCUUACACCACCGUGCACAACGGCGGAUACGGAGGAUACAACGGAUUGGGCGGAUAUGGUGGCUACAGCGGACUCGGUGGCGGAUACGGCGGAUAUGGCGGAUACGGCGGAUAUGGUGGAUACUCUGGCCUGGGUGGAUACGGCGGAUACGGUGGCUAUGGACACGGAGGAUACGGAGGCUACGGACACGGAGGUUACGGAGGUUACGGAGGAUACGGAGGAUACGGUCACGGUCUGGCAGGAUACGGCUACCAUUAAACUACCUAAGCAUUCCUAUUUUCCUCAAUGUGUUCAUCCUACAAAUCUUUUCAAUACUCGCUGUAUAUAUGACAGGUCAUCACAGAUACCGAUGUUCGACGUUCUUGAAUACAUGAAACUGAAUGAAUAGUAUCAUGACCAAAGAGAGCCCAUCAUGACAAAAUUAUCCCAACACCUCGAUGACUUAAGUAAAUUUUUCAUUUGUAUGUGAUAAUUUUACAACGAAUUUCUUUGCAAUCCUUUGUAAAUAUGUAAUAAAUGAUUAUAUAAGUAUA
Molecule: messenger RNA, 885 nt
Organism: Bicyclus anynana (squinting bush brown)
Lineage: Eukaryota; Metazoa; Arthropoda; Insecta; Lepidoptera; Nymphalidae
Gene: CPG6
Exons: 4
Coding region: 137-610 (157 amino acids)
Source: RefSeq, a predicted model, not a curated record